GUUCCGUCUGGCUGUUGUUGUGCGAAGCCAAAGGUGUAUGCGGGCAGUACCCUCGACCCUUGAAAUCCUCUUACGUCCCAUUCCUCCCACGAACACGUCCAUCUACACAGGCAAUUGUAAAUCGCGAAGCCCUGUCAAGAGAGUAUACGCAAGUACUGAAGCUGCGGCUUCCAUUGCUCCUCACCAUGGCAUCUACUCCAUCGAUGCUCACUAAGUUUGAAUCCAAGUCUUCAAGAGCGAAGGGUAUUGCCUUUCACCCCAAGAGACCAUGGAUAUUGGUUUCUUUACACAGCUCGACGAUUCAAUUAUGGGACUAUCGCAUGGGCACCCUGAUCGACCGCUUUGAAGAGCAUGAUGGGCCCGUUCGCGGCAUCGACUUCCACAAAACACAACCCCUCUUCGUUUCUGGCGGUGACGACUACAAGAUCAAAGUUUGGUCAUAUCAAACACGACGAUGUCUGUUCACGUUGAAUGGUCAUUUAGACUACGUCAGGACGGUCUUCUUCCAUCACGAGCUACCAUGGAUCCUGUCGAGUUCCGAUGACCAGACAAUUAGGAUCUGGAAUUGGCAAAACAGGUCACUCAUUUGCACCAUGACCGGUCACAAUCAUUAUACUAUGUGCGCACAAUUCCACCCGAAGGAGGACCUCAUCGUUUCCGCUUCGCUCGAUCAAUCCGUAAGAGUGUGGGAUAUUUCUGGCUUGCGCAAGAAGCAUUCUGCUCCAACGUCGAUGACCUUUGAAGACCAAAUGGCUCGUUCGAACCAAAAUCAGGCAGAUAUGUUUGGCAAUACAGACGCAGUAGUAAAAUUUGUUUUAGAGGGUCACGAUCGUGGAGUCAAUUGGGUAGCCUUCCACCCUACUCUACCGCUGAUCGUUUCUGCCGGUGAUGACAGACUGGUAAAACUCUGGCGCAUGAGCGAAACUAAAGCAUGGGAGGUUGACACUUGCCGAGGGCAUUUUCAGAACGCCUCAGCUUGUUUGUUCCAUCCACAUCAGGACCUCAUACUUUCUGUCGGCGAAGACAAAACCAUUCGAGUAUGGGAUUUGAAUAAGCGCACAUCCGUACAGUCUUUCAAGAGAGAGAAUGAUCGUUUCUGGGUUAUCGCGGCGCAUCCAGAGAUCAAUCUCUUCGCUGCUGGUCACGAUAAUGGCGUAAUGGUCUUCAAGCUGGAACGUGAGCGACCAGCCUCGACAAUCUAUCAAAACAACCUCUUCUACAUCACAAAGGAAAAGCAUGUACGCUCAUACGACUUGACGAAGAGCUUGGAGUCACCUUCGAUGCUCUCGCUGAAGAAACUCGGGAGUGCUUGGGUGCCCCCGCGCACUAUGUCCUAUAAUCCUGCUGAGAGAGCCAUCCUUGUGACGUCUUCUGCCGAUGGCGGCUGCUAUGAGUUGAUCAGUCUUCCUCGAGAUGCGAGUGGCGCUGUCGAGCCCACAGACACGAAACGGGGCACCGGUAACUCCGCUGUGUUUGUUGCACGGAAUCGUUUCGCAGUAUUCACUCAGUCAAACCAACAAAUCGAUAUCAAAGAUCUCUCAAACUCAACAACAAAGACCAUCAAGCCGCCGCCGGGAACUAUAGAUAUCUACUUUGGUGGGACUGGGUGCCUGUUCCUGAUCACAGCGACGUCCGUUGUUCUUUACGACAUACAACAGAAAAAGCAGCUGGCUGAGCUUGCCGUCAAUGGAGUUAAGUACGUUGUUUGGUCAUCUGACAAUCUUCAUGCUGCUCUGCUAAGCAAACACAACGUGACAAUCGUCAACAAGAAUCUCGAGCAGGUUAGCACAUUGCAUGAGACUAUUCGUAUCAAGAGCGCGACUUGGGAUGAUGCAGGUGUCUUACUCUACUCUACCCUAAAUCAUAUCAAGUAUACCCUGAUGAAUGGUGACAACGGAAUUGUGCGCACUUUGGAACAUACUGUAUACCUCCAAAAAGUCCGAGGUCGCAACAUCUACUGCUUAGAUCGCGCCGCAAAACCCAAGAUUCUUCAGAUCGACCCAACAGAAUACCGGUUCAAACUGGCCCUGAUUAAACGCGACUAUAACGAGAUGUUGAACAUCAUUAAGAAUUCUUCCCUGGUUGGCCAAUCGAUCAUCGCAUAUCUACAAAAGAAAGGCUACCCUGAGAUUGCACUCCAAUUCGUGCAAGAUCCGCAAACACGCUUCGAACUGGCGAUCGAAUGCGGUAACUUGGAUGUGGCUGUUGAGAUGGCUAGGCAGCUCGAUCGACCCAAGCUUUGGAGCCGUUUGAGCACUGAAGCUCUGGCACACGGAAACCACCAAGUCGUGGAGAUGACAUAUCAGAAGCUGCGCAACUUUGAUAAGUUAUCAUUCUUGUAUCUUUCCACCGGUGAUUCAGAUAAACUUAAAAGGAUGGCUAAGAUCGCCGAGCAUCGAGGCGACAUGACAGCACGCUUCCAAAACGGACUUUACUUGGGUGAUGCCGAGAAUCGCAUUGAGAUGUUCAAGGAAAUCGACCUUUACCCGCUAGCAUAUCUCACCGCAAAGACCCACGGACUUGAAGAAGAAGCGCAAUCGAUAUUGGAGAUCAGCGGCCUCACCGAAGACCAGAUUUCUCUUCCACAGCUUGGUAGCCCUCUGAGUCCCCCAAAACCGGUGGUUCCUACAUACAAAGCCAAUUGGCCUGUCAAGACUACAUCUUCCUCGGUCUUCGAGAAGGCACUUAUGGGACAAGUCGACGCAAUCGAGGACGCCGCUCCAGCGCCCAACGGAUCAGCCGAUGAUGACCUGCUCGGCGACGAGCUAACAGGUGCAACGGGUGCCCUAGGUGAAGACGAGGAAGACGAGGAAGCUGCAGGAUGGGACAUGGGUGAUGACGUCGAGGUAGAGGCAGAGAGCGACUUCGUCAAUGUUGAAAGCGCAGAGGGGGGUGCUGGCAGCAGCGAAGCAGACAUGUGGUCAAGGAAUUCGCCCAUUGCUGCAGAUCACGUUGCUGCGGGAUCAUUCGAUACAGCAAUGCAGCUGCUCAAUCGUCAGGUUGGUGCUGUGAAUUUCAAACCACUCGAGUGGCGAUUCCAAGAGAUUUACCAAGCAACGAGAACAUUUUUGCCCGCGAACCCUGGCCUACCUCCUCUUGUCAACUAUGUGAGGAGGACAGUAAAUGAAACCGAUUCAAGAAAAGUAUUACCAAUCAUUCCGCGCGACUUGGAGUCAAUCACUGCCGUCGACCUUCAGCAAGGGCGUAACCAAAUGAAGAGCAACAAACUCGAGGAUGGCGUCCAAACAUACAAGAAAAUUCUGCAGCUUCUCCUUGUGAAUGCUGUCGCGUCGCAGCAAGAGGUCAUUGAGGCCAAAUCCGUCAUUACAACAUCUGCACAGUAUGCUCUUGCCAUGACUAUAGAAUUGGAGCGUCGUAAGAUCACCAACAACGCUACCGAUGUAUCCUCGCUGUCUGAGGACGUCAAAAAACGUGCCUUUGAGCUCUCUGCAUACUUCACCAUCCCCGAACUAGAACCCGCCCAUAAGACUCUCACUCUCCUCGCCGCCAUGAACUUUGCAAACAAGAACAAGCAACUCUCUUCUGCAUUGAGCUUCGCGAAUUCGAUGAUUGAUCAUGGCACUAAUGCUAAGUUCAAGGAAAAUGCCAAGAAAAUCAAGACCAUAUGCGAACGCAACCCCACCGAUGUUAUCGAUAUCGAUUUCGACUCCUUUGCCGAUUUUGACAUCUGUGCUGCCUCGCUUACGCCAAUCUACCAGGGCAGUCCUUCUGUUGCCUGUCCAUUCGACGGCAGCAAGUACCAUUCGAAGUACAAGAACACGGUUUGCAAGAUAUGUGACGUAUGCCAGGUUGGUGCACCUGCUAGUGGGAUCAGGUUGUUCGUUUGAGCGUUUCGCCAGUGUGUUACGAUUGUGCCCUCAAAAUUUAGAUAGGGACCUUUGUAGCGAUUGGAGUACUAUAUAGCCAUCGUGAUUAAAAUGACAGGCGCUAAUUAACAUAGACUAUGUU
Molecule: messenger RNA, 3969 nt
Organism: Pseudovirgaria hyperparasitica
Lineage: Eukaryota; Fungi; Ascomycota; Dothideomycetes; Acrospermales; Acrospermaceae
Product: Coatomer, alpha subunit
Exons: 6
Coding region: 186-3848 (1220 amino acids)
Biological process (GO): intracellular protein transport; endoplasmic reticulum to Golgi vesicle-mediated transport; retrograde vesicle-mediated transport, Golgi to endoplasmic reticulum
Cellular component (GO): COPI vesicle coat
Molecular function (GO): protein binding; structural molecule activity
Source: RefSeq, a predicted model, not a curated record